This is a messenger RNA of Klebsormidium nitens, 1550 nucleotides long. Lineage: Eukaryota; Viridiplantae; Streptophyta; Klebsormidiophyceae; Klebsormidiales; Klebsormidiaceae. The record is from the annotation of a GenBank genome assembly.
CGUGACGAGCUCCGGCUUUUACCUGACAUCAGGCACAAGGCGGAGGAAGACGCACAAAAAGGAUAGAGUUGAUGUUUGCUGUUUGUUCUGAGAGCAUCUAGUGCUCAGGUUUUUGUACAGCAUCACUGCCUAAGUCGGGGGCUACUUUGCUGUGGCGCUGCAAAAGGGUUUGUCUAACCCUUGCAGAUUGCCACCAUGGCGGCUCGGUUGCGCGAACGGCUUCUUUAUUCUUCCGCCCUCUCCAGAGCGAGGUCGAUCCAGACCCUUCUUGCCGCUACUUUCUCUACCAAGGCUGGCAGCCCCGUCAACCUGUCUCCGUCUGUGGACGUCGCAAAGAGUGGUGCAACUUCUGUGACGCCUGCGUUGGCAGCUUUAAGAGAGAGGCUGGCGUCUGAGGGCCCCAGCCUUGGAGAGUUUGUUGGGGGUAGCUACCCCUUGGGAUACUCUGUUGAGGCGGUCCAGCCAAAGGAGAAGAAAAGGAAACCAGAUUGGAUGAAGAGGGUGAUCCCAGGGGGGGAGAACUACACCAGGAUCAAGUCAAAGCUGAGGGACCUAAACCUGCACACGGUCUGUGAGGAGGCAAAGUGUCCAAACAUCGGCGAGUGCUGGGGGGGCGGCGAGCAUGGGACGGCGACCGCUACUAUAAUGCUCUUGGGGGACACGUGCACGCGGGGUUGCAGGUUCUGUGCUGUAAAGACGUCCCGCACGCCCCCCCCGCCAGACCCAAACGAGCCAGAGAAUGUCUCGAAAGCCAUUGCAGAGUGGGGCCUGGACUAUGUUGUUCUGACAAGCGUCGACCGCGAUGACUUGUCGGACCAUGGCAGCGCACACUUUGCAGAGACAAUAACAAAGCUCAAGAGGCGAAAGCCUGGCAUGUUGGUGGAGGCUCUCGUCGGCGACUUCCGUGGGGACCCCGAGUGCGUGCGCCGUGUCGCGACCAGCGGCCUCGACGUGUUUGCCCACAACAUCGAAACCGUGCGCGAUCUCCAGAGCACGGUUCGCGACCGGCGGGCCAACUUCGAGCAGUCGCUCUCGGUGCUACGGCUAGCCAAGCAGUAUGCGCCGCGGGGCACAUUAACGAAGACGUCGAUCAUGCUGGGUUGCGGGGAGACGCCGGAACAGGUGGAGGCGGCGAUGAGGGACGUCCGGGCAGCCGGCGUGGACGUCAUGACCUUCGGACAAUAUAUGCGGCCCACGAAGCGGCAUAUGCCGGUCUCGGAGUACGUCACUCCGGAGGGUUUCGAGACCUGGCGUAAGCUCGGCGAGGACAUGGGAUUCCGUUACGUCGCUGCUGGCCCGCUCGUCCGUUCUUCGUACAAGGCAGGGGAGUUCUAUGUGAAGUCGAUGAUUGAGAGCGACAGGGCUGCUGGUGACGAGGAUAUAGCUGUUGCAUUGUGACACUAGUGAGCUCGUUAUGUCUUCUAUACGAAGUAAACGCAGUCAUGACAUCCUAAAGGUUAUCUAGCGACCACGACAAGCCACAGUGGAGUCUGGCACUUGUGGAGCCGUGGUUAUCUUACCCUUUUGAUUGUUGGAUGUGUGUUGGGCAG